Lobosporangium transversale is the source of this 1335-nucleotide messenger RNA. RefSeq names its product S-adenosyl-L-methionine-dependent methyltransferase. Gene Ontology annotation, molecular function: protein-arginine omega-N symmetric methyltransferase activity. The record is from RefSeq and is a predicted model, not a curated record. NCBI's taxonomy places the organism in Eukaryota, Fungi, Mortierellomycota, Mortierellomycetes, Mortierellales, Mortierellaceae. The coding region runs from base 1 to 1335 and encodes 444 amino acids. Gene Ontology annotation, cellular component: mitochondrion. The transcript is spliced from 2 exons.
AUGAGCAGGCAAAACCUGAUUGAGGAUCCGCAAUACACCCCUGAGAAAGUUGCAGCGCGUGCCAAAUACCCAAUUAUCACAGCCAAGGAUGCAGCCAAGAAUAAUACGAUGCCUGUGGCAGUAAAGAUGUUGGUGCGCGAAUUCAUCGAUGAUUCGCUCUAUCAUCCUCACUAUGGCUAUUUUUCAAAGCAAGCUGUAAUUUUCUCCCCCGAAACGGAUUUUGAUUUUGAACGGAUCAGAGACAAUAUGCAAUUUUUAGACAUUAUUGCCGAAAAGUAUAAAGAGAUUGAGGAUGAUAUGGAUGUCCGAGAUGAGAUCGCAAGACAAGUUUGGCAUACACCCACAGAGUUAUUCAAGCCGUGGUAUGGAUAUGCAAUCGCAAAGUAUAUCGUAACUGAAUAUAAGCUCAAUAACUAUCCACACAAGGACCUGAUAAUUUAUGAGAUGGGUGCAGGCAACGGAACUCUGAUGCUCAACAUUCUCGACUACAUCCAACAGUUUGAACCAUCAGUCUAUGAGCGAACCAGGUAUCGGAUCAUUGAGAUUUCCAAAAAGUUGGCACAGCGACAGGGAGAACGCCAGGAGGUCCGAGAUGUGACUAAGCGCCACGGGUGUGUCGAAGUGAUUAACAAAAGCAUUUUUGAGUGGGAUACACCUGUGCCCGACCACUGCUUUUUUCUCGGCAUGGAAGUUCUCGACAACUUUUCACAUGAUUUAAUUCGCUAUGACUCUGUGACGGAAGAGCCAUUGCAGGGUAUGGUAGCCAUCGACGAAGAUGGUGACUAUACAGAAAUAUAUACACCUGUCCAGGACCCGCUCAUCCAAAGGUACCUCACGAUCAGAAAGCAAUCUGGAUACAAAUCUCCUGUGCUUUCGAGACGAUUUUUGAGACGACUUCGCAACCGAUUACCAUUUGCACCUAACAUGACAGCACCUGAAUUCAUCCCUACAAAACUAUUGUUGUUGUUGGAGACGCUUAAGAAUUAUUUCCCGCAACAUCGAUUGGUCCUUAGUGACUUCUAUACAUUACCGGAAGCAAUCCCAGGUGUAGAUGCCCCAGUUGUUCAGACACGAUAUAGUGGUACCAUGGUCCCUUGUUCAACCUAUAUGGUCAUGCCAGGCAUGUUCGACAUUUUUUUUCCUACCAAUUUUGAGCUACUAAGAGACAUUUACCAACAAGUUUGCCGACCAUCACUUGGUAUGGAAAAAUCUGUCAAGGUGCAGACGCAAAAACAGUUUCUCGAACGUUAUGGUGAUUUGGAAAAGACACGAACUCUCAGUGGUGAGAAUCCUAUGUUGAUGUACUAUGAGAACAACAAGAUGUUUUUAAGCUAG